AUGCGUGCUCGUCGAGCUGCUGGUGCACAUACAUCUCAAGAAAGUUUAGUUAGAGAUUCAAGUUCAGAUGUUAGUCCUCGAGAUUCAGCAAGAUCAGCAAUUGCUGAUCGACGUCGUCAACGACGUGCACAACAAUCUCCACAUACUCAACAACAUGAUAAUCCAGCAUUUCAUGAAGAUGAACGACCACUACCACCACCAAUUGAACGUGACGAUGAUGAAGAAGAAGAAAAUAUUCAAAAUGCCGAUCGACUUGUAUCACAUGUAGCCAAACAACAUCGUCGAAUUGUAAAUGAAGUUCAACAACAAAGUAAAAAAUCCAAAAAAAGAACUCAUACAUCGGAUGAUAUUGAUAAUGAUCAAAAUGAAUUAAAUGAUCAAAUACGUGAACAACAAGAAAUACUUUCGAAACGUAUUGGUGAUACAGAUGAUGAUCAACCUUCACAUAUAGAAGAAGUACCACGACCAACUGAAACAACACGUGGCAAAUCGUUAGAACAACUUUUAGAAAUGGCAAAAAAAUCAAGAUUUAAUAAAUCAACUGAUGAUGAUCAACAAACAACGAUGAGUACUUCGCGUCGUUUUGGUACGGGUAGUGAAUUAAAACUUUCAAAAAUGAUACGUCAGCAUGAAACAAAUCUUGAUGCAUCACAAAUGCUUUCACCGAAUGCAGGAGAUCGUUCAACACGUUUUGAUUAUGAAAAACAAAGAGAUGAUACUGUACGAAAUGAAAUUGAUGAAAAACAAAAAGGUCGAACAAAUCGAUGGCAAGAAAUAAUUAAACAUUCAACGAAUAUUCCAAUACUACCAGCGGAACGGGAUGAUUUUUUUCUUAAAGUUUGGCCAACGGAAAAACCUGAACAACAAACAGAUUCAACUCCUACUAAUCGAAUAACAACAGCAGAUAAUAUUGUUGGAGAAGAACCAAAAACAACCGAUACAACUGCACCAAUUGAUGAUCCAACUUCUGUUCGAGAUAAAAAUUUACCAGAAGAUCAACAACCACUUUUACCUAUGUUUGGAGAAAUACAACCAGCUCAAUAUCAACGAGCAAAUAUAAUAUUAGAUGAAGAUGACCGACGUGAAUUUGAAAAAGAAAAAUUUAAAGUUGUUACUGCUCAUCCAUUAAGUCUUCAAGAAAAACUUGGAGAUGGAAUAAUCGAACCACGUUCGCUUGAAGAAGAAGGCAUAUUUGUUGGUAAACGACCUAUUGUACCAAUUAAUUUAAUACAUCGAGCAGAAACACGAAUACUGCAAGAAUGUAAAACAGAUAAUAAACCAAUUAGUCGUUGGUUUGGACCUGAUGGAGCAAUUAUUUCAUUACCUGAUCCAACUAAAUUUGUACCGACACGACCACUUAUUGAUGAUCUCUUUGAUCCUGUAUUAGAAAGAGAAUUUUAUAAGGCUUAUAAAAUUGAUAGUGAAAGUGGCAUAUCAAGUGAUCCUAUUGGUGCUGAUCGUUAUCGUCUAGAUAUCGAUUUAGGUACAAUAACAUUUAUUCAUCAUCAUCUUAUGAGUAUUGAACAUGUCUUUGCAAUGAAAAUGAAACAAAUGUAUGAACAUUAUACUGUUCGAACACAACAGCAUAUUGUUCAACAACUUUCAGAUAAAAUUAAAGCUUUAAAAAGUGCAGAAAACAAUUGUCGAACAUUAUAUGAACAAAAUCGAUAUUCUGAUUCUUCCUUACCUGAAGAAUUACGCAAUCGAUUAAUUAAUUAUCAAAGUGAACUUCGUCAAACACGUAAUCAACGUUGUAAUGAAAUGAAACUUGAUCGGCAAUUACUUCAACGUUUAUUAGAUACAUGGAAAAAAAUUAAAGAUAUUCGUCGUCUUAAUAGUUAUACAACAACACCUGUUAAACUUUUAAUAAAACAAAAAUCUGGAAAGAAAACAAAACAUUAUGAACAAAUGCAACAACAAAUUGAAGAAGAAAUUGAAGAUGAAAUUGCAUUAGCUAAUGAACAAUAUCAACAUGAAAAAGAUGUUUAUGCACAAAUAGUUAAAAAAAGAAAAUUACAAACAAUACGAAAAAAAGAAGCACGAAAACGUUUGAAUGAAAAACGUGAUACUGAUUUAAAAACUGGUGGUGGUGAUGGUAACUACGAUCAAGAUUAUAUAUCAGUUAUUAAUGAAGAAGAUAUUAUUGUACCGGAAAAACCAGAACCUCGUAAACCAGAUGAAAUUCGAACAACAAUAUUAACUAAAUAUCAAAAUGCUCUACGACCUUCAGACGAACCUGAAAUUCUUCUUGAAUUAGUUUAUUCUGAACAAGUAUCUACAGAUUCCGAAUGUACUGCUCGUGAACGAGCACGUCGACAUCAAGUUCAGACUGCUUCAAAUAUUUGUGCUCGUAUUUUAAUCAAUGGAAAACUAAUGACAGAUACACCAACUGUACCAUUAACAAGUGAAUUCGAAGCACGUUUUAGUCAAAUAUUUCCAUGUUAUGUUGUUCGUACACCAGAAACAAUUAAAAUUGAAUUAUAUGAAUCUUCUACACGUUUUCGUUCACCAUUAGCUGAACUUUAUUUACCUAUUCCUGAAGCAACUGUCACAACGGAAAACUAUAAAUUACAAGCAUUCGAAUUUAGUUCAAAUAUUUUACGACAACCUAAUCCAAAUCAAACAUCAGCUAUCGGCGCCGGAAUUCCUGUACCAAUACAAAUCGAUGAUAAAGAACGUAUAUAUCUUAAUAUUGAAGGUAUAUUAAAUGCCAGUGUAGCAUGGAGUGUACAAGAUGGUGUUGUACUUGUACCACCAGAUUAUCCAACAUCGAAAGCAUUUCAAAAUCGACAAAUGGCAGGUGGUAUUCGACAUGAUAUAAGUAUGCAAGCAGUUAAUUUAAGUAAUAUGAAAAAUUUAAUUGAAUGGAUUAAACAAUCAAAUCUUGAUCCAUAUGAUCCAGAAAAUGCUUUUCUUAUUAAUCUUAUGAAAGAUUAUAUGGGUACACGUGGUGAUACACGAUUUGAAAUGAAUGCUUUACAACAUUUUCGUUUAUGGAUUGAUGAAAGUGAUGAAACAGAUCAACAAAAAAAACAAAUGGAAAUAGAUAAUUCAUUAAGAUUUAAAUUAUUACAAGCAAGAAAAGAAAAUAUACCAGAUUUUAGAGAUAUUAAAAAUGUACCACCAUAUGAUUAUCUUGUUCGAAAAGAUCAUGCAGUUUUUAAAAAUUUUAUGGCUCGUCAACAAGAAACUGCUGAUGCUGAUAGUAUUGAACAGCAAUUUCAAGGUAAACGUCAAAUACGUAUUGAUGCUGUUCGAAGACAAGGUGAACGACAAUUACGAAAAAUGAGAGAACAAGUUUUAGCUCGUUUUACACUUACAACAACUCGAAAAUCUUACCAUGAAAUGGUUAUCGAAGAGACUGUUCCAAAUAUUCAAGCACUUCGCGGAAUCUUAUCUAAUUUAUAUAUUGAACCAACACGUCCAUUAUAUCCUGUUCGACGUCGUACUGAACAAAAGAAAGUCACGAAUCUAUCAAUAGCAGCUAAUCGAGAUGUAUUUAUUUUGGUUAAUUUAAUUGGUGCUAUAGAUUUACCUAUUCGACGUGAUACAUUUGAAAAUGAACGACAAAAAUCAUCAACUCGAGCAAAAUUAACUACAGAUCGAACGGUAAAUAAAUAA
Messenger RNA from Adineta steineri, 3621 nucleotides. The record is from the annotation of a GenBank genome assembly. NCBI's taxonomy places the organism in Eukaryota, Metazoa, Rotifera, Eurotatoria, Adinetida, Adinetidae.